Messenger RNA from Camarhynchus parvulus, 543 nucleotides. Its product is annotated as U4/U6 small nuclear ribonucleoprotein Prp31-like. Gene Ontology annotation, biological process: spliceosomal tri-snRNP complex assembly; mRNA splicing, via spliceosome. Lineage: Eukaryota; Metazoa; Chordata; Aves; Passeriformes; Thraupidae. The transcript is spliced from 5 exons. The record is from RefSeq and is a predicted model, not a curated record. Bases 121 to 543 code for a protein of 140 amino acids. Gene Ontology annotation, cellular component: U4/U6 x U5 tri-snRNP complex; U4 snRNP; precatalytic spliceosome.
GAGACCACAGCGAGCAGAAGUGACGUCUGAGCCGGCGCGCCAGGAGCGGAAGUGACGUAAUCGCGACCGCGACGAGAACGGCGGGAGUGCUCCCAGUGCUCCCAGUCCCCCCGGUGCGCGAUGUCUCUGGCCGACGAGCUGCUGGCCGACCUGGAGGAGGCGGCCGGGGAGGAGGAGGAGGCCGAAGGCUCCGAGGGGGGGGAGGAGCCGCCCAUCGAGGACGUGCGGGAGGAGCCGGAGCCGCCCGAGGGCGCCGAGUCCGUCAGGAGCAUCGCCAAGUUAUGGGGCUCUAAAGGGUUUGCUGAGAUCAUGCAGAAGAUCGAGGAGUACAUCGGGAAACAGCCCCGGGCGGCCGAAGUUUUGGGGCCGGUGGAGGCGGCCCCCGAGUACCGGGUGAUCGUGGACGCCAACAACCUGACGGUGGAGAUCGAGAACGAGCUCAACAUCAUCCACAAAUUCAUCCGGGACAAAUAUUCCAACGCUUCCCGAAGCUGGAGUCGCUCGUGCCCAACGCGCUCGACUACAUCCGCACCGUCAAGGUAA